AUGUCGUCUUCAACACCGCAGCAUAACAGAUUGCGCUCACGCGUAGCUUGUGAGCCAUGCAGAGAGCGUAAAAGAAAGUGCGAUGGCGCUUCGCCAUGCAACACCUGUGUUCGAUACGCCUAUGAUUGCCACUACCCGCAAUCUGGUAGGAAAAGGAAAGCAGCCGCAUUAUCCGCCGACCGAACUUCCCCAGCAGCAGAACACAGUCCUUCUACACCAACAGACCAGAAGGCCCAAAACAGGAUACAGUCUUUGGAGGCCAACUCUGGAUCUGCCUUUGUCAGGAAGAUGGCCCUCGGAAUCGAUCCAGCGAAUGCACCCAGGCUUCGAUUGUUCGCGUGGAAUGUCUUUCUUGGAUCACGAAAAUCAAACCACACCCCAAUGUCGCGUUCUAUAAUCCAGAUCAUAUCUUGGCCUGAGAUGGAAGAACUUGCUAGCAUAUACUUUGCCAAAGUUGAUCCUUGCUAUGGAUUUGUUGACCGUCAAUCGCUCGAGCGACGUAUGCGGACCCAUUGGUCGAACAGCAACACAGAAACUGGCGCAUUUGAGGCUGUGAUUUGUGGCGUUGCGGCUCUUGGACUUCUUUUCUCGCGCCGGAAUGUGAUUGAUGCAGAAUUGGAUCUUGUCGAGACGGCCAAGCGGAUUCUAGAACAGUCAAUGUCUGUGCAUCCUUCUCUGGAUAUUGUCACUGCGUGGGUGCUACGAGUAGCUUACAUGCGUAUGACUGCUCCUGCACAUGCCUCUUGGAUGGCUAGUUGCAUGCUAAUGCACACUCUUGAGGCAGCUGGCAUCCAUUCAACGCACGUCUUGGACUGGAGCAGCGCAGGGGAAUCAGGCCAGGCAUUGACGCCAGAAAUACGCAAACGGAUUCUCGGUGUUGCCCAGCAUCUCAAUAUCUGGAUGUCGUUUGACAUUGGACGCUCAAGGGUCCAUCUGCAAACUCUCGAUUUUGAUCUACCGGCCCCUCGUGAAGGCAGCUACACCACCGAGCUCCUAGAGCUGUUGCCUCAUUCGGAAAAUCUCAACCCGGACAAAAGUGUGGACGUAUUGGAUCUCAAAAACUCUCUAGCCACGAUCGUUGAGAGGCACCAUUCUGCGCCACCAUCUGUCCUUGCGCAGUGCAAUCUCACCCUGCUGUUGUGUCGUCGUCUACGGACCCUAAACUUUCAUUUCCAAGGGAGUCUUCUCAACCAGGUGCUCUCAGUCACUGCCAGAGGUAUCCAGGCUGCUCAGGAUCUAUUGGACGAUUGCGCACCGUGGCAUCAUGUGGUCAAUGUUCCUUUCCAGAUUAUCUGCAUCCUGCUCGCUCUUGAUACUCCAGCGGCCAUUGCGCAACUGAAUGAUGGCAUCAAGACUUUGAGCAACAUACAGCUCGUCUACCCGACUGAUGCUGCCAAAGAAGCACUGAGUACAGCCUGCCUACUCAUUCACCUGCACAGGAAACGCAAAGAAGCCGACCUCAAGACGCUUUCGGAAAUCGUAUCGACAUAUUCGCCGUCUGUCUUGUUCGACCAGCAAUUUGCGACACAGCCUCAAAAUAUUAACGAUUGGAGCAGUCAUACUUGGCUUGAAAGUCUUCCUGAAAUGCCAGAUCUGCAAACAUUUGAUAUAGAUCGUUUCCUCAAUGGCAGUAGUGAAUGGAGUCUUCCGGGCGACUGGACACAAGGUUUGUGA
Messenger RNA from Aureobasidium pullulans EXF-150, 1674 nucleotides. RefSeq lists its product as uncharacterized. The record is from RefSeq and is a predicted model, not a curated record. Bases 1 to 1674 code for a protein of 557 amino acids. Gene Ontology annotation, biological process: response to xenobiotic stimulus; DNA-templated transcription; regulation of DNA-templated transcription. Gene Ontology annotation, molecular function: zinc ion binding; DNA binding; DNA-binding transcription factor activity, RNA polymerase II-specific. Lineage: Eukaryota; Fungi; Ascomycota; Dothideomycetes; Dothideales; Saccotheciaceae. The transcript has a single exon.